AUGAGUUCAGCUCCGGUACAGGGACUUUCUGUACAGCUGCUGGCUGCCAAUUACUUAAGCAAAAAUGUGGGUCUACCUUCAUUUGUCCUGUCGCUCAAACCACGGUCUUUGCUGGAUAUCUCCGAUACAAGAACACAAGAAGUGCUUGUGGUGAGAGAUCUCUUGUACGUCUUGAUUGGCUACGAAGGCAAUUACGUUCGCUACAGUGAACGAUACGACGCUACGAGAGUCCAGGAUCGGAUCCGUGGGCCCGAGUUCAAGACAGCGAAGCACUUGAACGUGGCUUUGAAGAGCAUCACCAAGAAGCUCGCUACCUACGGCAAGUGGUAUUCGGGACUCGACAACUUUGUACAGAUCUAUGACCAUCCAAACUUGGGAAGAGUGAACCAGCGGCUUUGUUUUGAAAUCAGGGGGUUCCUCAAAGAAUACCAGAAGCUCAUCUUGGAGUUUGAAAACCAUGUCAAGCAGGCCCCGCUUUCGGUCACUGAGAUGGACAAUAUCAUAAUGCAACGUUGCGCUAACACAAUGGCCCAUCUCUACGAGAUUGCCAACACCAUCCACAUGAGGACCGAAGAACGCACGGAAUCGCCCACUUUCAACUCCUUCCUCGAGUUUGUCAAACAAGAUCUCGAGAUGAACGGCUCAAUUAGCUCAUCAACAGAUACAAACAAGUUCUCUGUAUGUAAAGGUGGCGUCGUUUUGCAGCUUGUGACUGAAAGAAUCAACUCCUACAAAGGAGACUCUGUGGCAUUUCAGUUUCUAACACAACUCUUCGACGCCAUAUCCACAGAUUAUGUAUCCUUGCUCAAUGAAUGGCUCAUUGAAGGCCACAUACAAGAUCCCUUUGGCGAGUUUCUCAUUAAAAAGAACGAGCUACCGGCAAACAUCUUCUAUUCAAACAUGGAGAAGUACUGGAGUGAGCUUUAUGUCGUUAAGCUCGACGGAGUCCCAGACCAACUCUCCAGCAAAGACAUACAACAGAAGAUCUUGGCAACUGGAAAAUACUUGAAUAUCUUCCGCCAGUGCAGUGGAAUAAUAAGCUUCAAGGACCUUCCUGAGUUUGCCCAAGUCUCCUCCAACCCAAUUGACAGUUUGUUUUCGCCAGACCUUCACUUGAAGAUUAUUCACAGCUACAAAAUGGCGAAUAAGCUUCUUUUGAGGCUUUUGUUAGAAGGCUACCAAUUCCAGACCCUCAUUGAGAACCUACACGAGACCUACCUUUUGAACAAGUCGUUUCAAAUUGACAAGUUUAUCACCGCUGCUUUUCACGAUCUUUCGAGGGAUAAACACGCGGUACCUACCGCCAGAGUCCAGCGGCUAUAUGACCAGGUCGUUCGUAAACCUUCUGACGAGCCAUCAUAUGGCGAACCAACUAUUUCGGACAUUAUUCCUCACUGCGAGGGGUUCAGCGUGGACACUAACAAUUUCUACGAGCUUGCAGAGGAAAUCAUCGCCAUUGAGUCCUUUGACGCCGAUAAAGAGAUGAAAGACACAGACUCUGUACUGAACGCCAUCAAAAGAAUCGUGAGUCAAUCUUUGUCCAGACGACAGGCGUCUCUGUCUGAGUCCGAGAGGACUCGCUCGCUGCAUGAUGUUGACGCUAUUGAUCAGUACACUGUAGCAAGCGUGAACAUUGACUUGAGUCUUCCAUUUCCCAUCAAUCUCAUAGUUGGUGACAACUUUGUGUUUGAAUACCAGCUUCUUUUCAAGCUCCAGAUGCUCUUGAAAUACGCAAACAUGGCCACGGACAGGACCUGGAAAGAAAUUAACUUCUCCACUGUGUGGAGAUACAGAGGAUUCCAUCCAUCCGUGAAGACCAGUGUGGUGAAGUGCAGAGCACUUAAUGCGAACGUGAAGGGAUUCAUGAAUCUUCUUCAAAGCUAUUUCAAUUAUCUGAUCGUUGAGGAUAAUUUCCUGACGUUACUUUCGAUCCUCGAAAAGUUUUCUGUCAGUGCAUCACAGCAAGUUGUUCCCCAACAAAGCUCUAGAAGCGAGAAGAACUUCAUCAAAUCUUUCUUCAAUGGCAACGAUGUGUUUGAUGCAAAGAUAAAUGCCAUGAGCAACAAGCAAGGCUCCUCUACGCAUUCAGAGGAGAGCUUUGAUGACGUACAAGAUUUGAAAAACCACGUCGGCACGUACCUCAACAACAUGUUGCGGGAUGCCAUGGUGACUGACGGAAAGCUUCUACUGAGUCUACACAACGUGUUAAAUGUUGUUAUCCACAUCAACAACUACAUGAGCAGGCUCAAGAAGUCGUUGGUGUUGAUGGACGAGAGACAGUUUGCUGCGUUCAGACGAGACAUGCCCGAGCGAUUUGCAGACCUGGAGGUGAACCCCGAGCUCAUUGGUCUGAGAGCAGCUUCGUUCAAGCAGAUUGUGGAUGCUUACACAGAGACAUUUAACCAGGCGGUGAGUGACAUGUUGUUCCUUCUCCGCAGCACCAGUGUCAGCGAGAAUCACCAUUUGCUGGGGUUUGCCACGCAAUUGGAGGCUUCCGUCGGGAGGUAG
This is a messenger RNA of Candidozyma pseudohaemuli, 2508 nucleotides long. RefSeq lists its product as uncharacterized. Gene Ontology annotation, biological process: meiotic cell cycle; spindle assembly; mitotic cell cycle. The record is from RefSeq and is a predicted model, not a curated record. Gene Ontology annotation, cellular component: spindle pole; gamma-tubulin complex; equatorial microtubule organizing center. Bases 1 to 2508 code for a protein of 835 amino acids. The transcript has a single exon. Gene Ontology annotation, molecular function: gamma-tubulin binding; microtubule minus-end binding. NCBI's taxonomy places the organism in Eukaryota, Fungi, Ascomycota, Pichiomycetes, Serinales, Metschnikowiaceae.